Talaromyces proteolyticus is the source of this 546-nucleotide messenger RNA. Its product is annotated as glycosyl hydrolase. Lineage: Eukaryota; Fungi; Ascomycota; Eurotiomycetes; Eurotiales; Trichocomaceae. Bases 1 to 546 code for a protein of 181 amino acids. The record is from RefSeq and is a predicted model, not a curated record. The transcript has 3 exons.
AUGGGUGCAGAUGGUCAAAAGCAUUACUUCGGCGUUGCAACCUCCCCUAACGUGACAGGGCCAUAUGAACCAACCGACUCGCCGAUUGCGUGCCCUUUGGGCCAAGGUGGUGCAAUAGAUACAGUCGGGUUCAUUGACGACGAUGAAACCCAAACGAUUUGGAUCUGUGUCCAAAUCCUUGAUCGUGAUCCCAACGGUGGUGAUGGAUUUUUGAUUGAAGCUCCUAGUAUUAUCAAGUCGGAGGGUAUUUAUUAUAUGACAUUCUCGUCAGCCAUGUUCAACACUCCUCAGUACAUUAGUACCUACGCCUACGCAACCAGUAUUACCGGUCCAUGGUCUAAACAACACUCACCUUACGCACCCAUUUUACAGACGGGUAAUGUUAGGUCGGCAGGCCAAUUGACUGGCCUUAGUGGAAGUAGCUUUGCCAAAGACAAGAGCAAGAUUGGUUUCAAUGCCUCCAGAAACGGCCUCAAUGCUGAUGAAGGUCGUGCUGUUUAUAUGGGUAAUAUUACACUCGGAGACAAUAUCAUCACAAUAGUUUAA